UCCUGGCACCGGCAGCGCGUUGCCAAGCCCGCCUGCCCAGGAAGCAGCUUGCAAAGACUCCCUUGAGCCAAAACCUGGCAGCCAGUUUACAUGGGAACCCGAGCAGCCCACGCCUCUAAGGCCCACCGCUCCCAAGCCCCCUAGCCCCCAGAGCCCAUCAGGGAAGGACCCCAACAACCUCAGCGCGCUGUCCCUGAGCUCAGUGGGCAGUAACGAAAGGGCAAAAGGUCCUGUGCCCUUCCCGGAUUUGGUGCAAGCCACGUGUGACAACAGCAGUGAGGACAGCGGGUCCAGAGGCCACCCUCAGCUGAGCCUCGGCGAGGCUUCGAGUCCAGAAGAAAAGGAGGAGGAGGUUGUUACUGAGGAAUCCUGGAGGCGGGGCUCAUCCCUGGAGGAAGAUGGGAAGGAGGCUCAGAGGAUCCCCAGGAGGCGAUGGGGCUCUGGGAGGAGGUCCCGGCCUCGACCGCUCUCAGACUAUGGCCAGUUUGCCUGCCGAAGUUUGUCUAUUCCUGAAGACUCAGUUGCUGUGGACCCCCAGAAGGAGGACAUUGUAGACAGUGACCACCAGCUGAACAUGGCCUCCACGGUCCCCGCAGACCAGAACGCAGCCAUGGGCUGCCCCAAAGGAUGCCAGAGAAGGCGCCCCAUCUCCGUGAUAGGCGGGGUCAGCUUCUAUGGGAACCGCCAGACAGAAGCAAUAGAGACUCUUCUAACCCAACCAGCAGCCAGGCCACCCGUGCCAGCUCACCAGGUGCCACCCUACAAAGCAGUUUCAGCCCGGUUUCGGCCGUUCACAUUUUCCCAGAGCACCCCCAUUGGGCUGGACCGUGUGGGACGACGGCGGCAGAUGCGAGCAUCCAAUAUUUCUUCAGAUGGCGGUACUGAAUCCUGUGCCUUAGUGGAUGACAACGGCAGCGAGGAGGACUACAGCUAUGAAGACCUCUGUCAGGCCAACCCCAGAUACCUGCAGCCAGGCGGGGAGCAGCUGGCCAUCAACGAGCUGAUCAGCGAUGGCAGUGUGGUCUGUGCAGAAGCCCUGUGGGACCACGUGACCAUGGAUGACCAGGAACUGGGCUUCAAGGCAGGAGAUGUCAUCCAGGUUCUGGAAGCCUCUAACAAGGACUGGUGGUGGGGCCGGAGUGAGGAGAAGGAAGCCUGGUUCCCAGCAAGCUUUGUCAGGUUGCGUGUCAAUCAGGAAGAGCUGUCGGAGAAUUCCAGCAGCACGCAGGGUGAGGAGCAGCAGGAGGAUGCUGGCACGACCCGCCACAAACACUCUGAGAGCAAGCAGCAGAUGCGGACCAACGUCAUCCAGGAGAUCAUGAACACUGAGCGGGUGUACAUCAAGCACCUCAAGGAUAUCUGUGAGGGCUAUAUUCGACAGUGUCGCAAGCACACGGGAAUGUUCACUGUUGCACAGCUAGCCACCAUUUUUGGAAACAUAGAAGAUAUUUAUAAAUUCCAAAGAAAGUUCCUGAAAGACCUUGAGAAACAGUACAAUAAAGAUGAGCCUCAUUUAAGUGAAAUAGGAUCCUGCUUUCUUCAACAUCAAGAGGGCUUCGCUAUCUAUUCCGAGUACUGUAACAACCACCCGGGGGCCUGCACGGAGCUGUCCGGCCUGAUGAAGCAGAGCAGGUACCGGCACUUCUUCGAGGCCUGCCGCCUGCUGCAGCAGAUGAUCGACAUCGCCAUUGAUGGCUUCCUGCUCACACCCGUGCAGAAGAUCUGCAAGUACCCCCUGCAGCUGGCCGAGCUGCUCAAGUACACCACGCAGGAGCACAGUGAUUACAACAAUAUAAAGGCAGCCUACGAGGCCAUGAAAAACGUAGCCUGUUUGAUCAAUGAGCGCAAACGCAAGCUGGAGAGUAUAGACAAGAUAGCGCGUUGGCAAGUAUCCAUCGUAGGCUGGGAGGGACGGGACAUUUUAGACCGAAGUUCAGAACUGAUCCAUUCUGGAGAGCUGACCAGAAUCACUAAGCAAGGCAAGAGCCAGCAGCGGACAUUCUUUCUGUUUGACCACCAGCUCGUGUCCUGCAAGAAGGACCUGCUGCGCAGGGACAUGCUCUAUUACAGGGGCCGCAUGGACAUGGAUGACAUGGAGCUCGUGGACCUAGAGGACGGGCGGGACAAGGACUGGAACCUCAGCGUGAAAAACGCCUUCAAGCUCGUCAGCAAAACCACUGACGAGGCCCAUCUGUUUUGUGCCAAGAAACAGGAAGACAAGGCGAGGUGGCUGCAGGCUUGUGCGGAUGAGAGGAGACGUGUGCAGGAGGACCGGGAAAUGGGAAUGGAAAUUUCUGAAAAUCAAAAGAAACUUGCCAUGUUAAAUGCUCAAAAGGCAGGACAUGGAAAGUCAAAAGGCUAUAAUGGAUGCCCCGUGGCCCCACCACACCAGAGCUUGCACCCCAUGCACCAGCGCCAUGUCACGGUGCCCACCAGCAUCCCUCAGCAGCAGGUGUUUGCCCUGGCAGAACCCAAGCGGAAGCCUUCGCUGUUCUGGCACACCUUCAACAAACUCACCCCUUUCAAAAAAUGAAAGCGGGAGGGCGCACCUCGGCCUGUGGCCGUGAAGAGGACCUUUUUGUUCCUUCUGUGCUCAGUCCAAGGACAGCCUAUUGGACCCAGUGCUCUUCUUUGGGGCUGAAUAAAGAAGAGAAGGACCUGGACUCGCCUUCAGUCUCACAGAUGCAGCUGCCUGCUUGGAAGGGGGAGAAGGUGAUGAUGCUCCCCGGUACACAGGAGCCUUCUGUGGUUGUGCCGAGGCGGCCGGCACUGAGGAACUGGUGACAUGCUCUGAAGUGAGUGCUGAGCAGUGACCCUGCUAGCCUCGCUGGUGAGGAGAGCCGGUGCUGCAGCCCAGGUCCAGGUGCUGCGAAGAAGGACAGGAUGGCUCGGGGCUUUUGCAUUCAGUUUGAAGGGAAUGGUCAUCCAGGGGUUGGGACGUCACUGGCACGAGUAAGCCGUUCCUCUCUUCCUUGGUGUUAGGGGACUUAAUGCAGACCUGUUCCCUGGUGUCAUCUGAACCCACACAGUGGCCACAUGAUAAUUAGCAGGCUUCAUCUUGCAGGCUCCUCCCCACACAGGCUGGAGGGGAAGCAGGAGGAGCCUGUCUAAAAGCAGGGAGGCCUGCAGUGCAGUAACUUCAGCCUCCUAGGGUGAGGCCGCUUUCCAGGCAGGGAGGGAGGCGGGGAGAUCCUGUGGCAGGCUGAUGGAGCUAGAUAGAUCCUUCUCUAGUCAGGUACUGUCCUGCCCACGCUCAUAAUGUAACUCCAGGAGCAGAACCCUGUCUGCUGGUUCAUAAUCUAAAAACUAUUCAGACACAUCCGUUUGCAAUAUAAAAACCCAUUCACUUUAGUUUCACGAUAAAGUGAAUAUGCAAAUGCACUGAUUGAAAGGAUUUCUCAUGCAAUCAGUUGUUCCUGGCACCUUCACCAAUGAAGUUAUAAUGACAUUUACGUCCCCUGAGAAAAGCUUGAGCUUCAAAGCAGUCCAUCAGCUCCAGGCGGAGCCCACUUGGUUGCAUUAACCCAAACAGUAGUGCUAACCAUGCCAUUAUUAGCAUGUCAACGGGUUUCUGAAGAUUCCCUCUUUAUACAAGAGGCCUUAACAGAAUAUAUCUAGAAGCAGAGAUAGCAGCCUACCUUUAACGAGGGCCACAUGGGCUGAUACCUGUCAACAGUUUUCUCCUAGUCUUUGUCUAUAUUGUAAAUUUUGAUGAAAAUAACUUUAAAAUGUGUCUGGAGAAGACAGGCUCUGCAAGAGAGAUGCCAUUGUAAUUUACUUAGUGCACUGGAUGUGGGGAGGGUAUUGUAUGACUCAGUUUGUGUUUUUCUAUUUGAAAAUCUCCUUUUUGUAUGCUACUCUUGGAACAUUAUUUUUUCUACUAGGCCCAUGCUUAAGAAUAAACAAACCUGUACUGUCAA
This is a messenger RNA of Myotis davidii, 3920 nucleotides long. RefSeq names its product spermatogenesis associated 13 (gene SPATA13). Lineage: Eukaryota; Metazoa; Chordata; Mammalia; Chiroptera; Vespertilionidae. The record is from RefSeq and is a predicted model, not a curated record. The transcript is spliced from 12 exons. The coding region runs from base 575 to 2533 and encodes 652 amino acids. Gene Ontology annotation, molecular function: protein binding; guanyl-nucleotide exchange factor activity.